CCACGCUGGGGCUCGCCGUGCGCAGCGGGAAGAUGGCGGCGCCCAGGGCGGCGUGGGACGGGCGGGACAUGCCCUGGAACCGGCUGGACGUGCCCUGGCCCGCGAACAGCGCCACGGUGCCGCUGGCGGCCCAGCACCCCGCAGUGAGGCUGCUGUCCGCGCUGCGGCGGCGGUGCCACAUCGCCGGGAAGCGGCUGUCGGGGCCGGGCCUGGCCGCCGAGGGACGCGUCCUGCGCGCCGUGCUCUAUGCGUACCACAGCAGGCUGCUCCGGCACCGGCCCUACCUAGCCCUGCAGCAGGUAGAGCAAUGCUUGAAGCGCCUAUGGAAAAUGAAUCUGGUGGGCUGUCUGGAAACUGUGGUACAACUGAUUCCCAAGAACAAUGCAUCCAAAGCCCAUGCAGAGUGCUUGGUUCCCAGCCAGCCUAUGUUGGAAACGGUGGCUUUGAAGGUAUUGGGAGGCUGCAAGCUCAUACUGCGUCUACUGGACUGUUGCUGUAAAGCUUUUGUCUUGUCCGUUAAACACCUCUGCUCCAAGGAAUUCAUACUCCUGAAUACUGUGGCUUUAGGGCUCCUGAGCCGGCUCUGGAUUCAGUACAGGUGUGUAUUAGAGACCCUCAUGUCCUUGUACAGUGCCUUGUCGACAGUGCUUCAUCUGGUAUCUGAGACCCAACAGACCCCUUAUAUCAAGGGGUUUACCUUCCCUUCUGAUAUCGGUGACUUCCUUGGAGCUAACAUAUCUUCUGAAGCAAAGAAGCAAAAGGCUAAAAUGCUUACAACAAAAAAAUCUACCAGCUGGAUGAAGAAGCUCUUCCCAGCAAUGCCAGAGGCAGUGUCAAAGGUUGGGAAAAAGAGAAAAUCUGCGACCUGUACAAGUGCUGUUAAAAACCAUAGCAUCCCGUGCGCCAUGGACAUUGGAGAGGCAGUUGUGGUGCCCACGGCCAGGAGAGGGAAGCACCCAGGGUUUGAUGUGAAGAGCUUGCUUAGGCCAGCCAGACAUCCAACACAAGAGGGUCUAAGCAUUGCAUCAACAUCUUUUAAAGCAAAAUCAUCACCACUUUCAUCUCGAAUAGCAAAAUCACAGCACACUGGAUAUCUUGUACAGAUGGUCCAAACAGCUGCAUCAUUUGGGGAGCUGUCAGAGGCACUCAGAAAAGCUAUUCUGUGGUGCAAAAACAACAAAUUCAAAUCAGAAGCUUAUUUUCUGCGUAACAAGUUGUUGAAAAGCAAUCGGCUGCACCAUGUGGAGGCUCAAGGAUGGAGCUUGAAGAAAAAGCUGCGCUGUGUCAAAACAUCUGUGCGUAAAUACCUCCUGUACGGGUCACAGCACACGCGCUGGCCAAGGCAGCAGCUCAGGGCAUGGUUCUGCCGAAGGAGGAUCAGAUCAUCGCAACUCUUGAAGACAGCUCUAAAGACUGGUGGGCAGAAGCCUCCUGAGCUUUUUGGGGUCUGUGAGAACCAUGCAUCACUCAUCCUCCCGGCUUACCAGGAUGGGUCUCUGAGUCAGGAAGAACAUUCCAGCACUGAUACAGGACAUGUCAGACAAUGCACAACAGGGACCCUUAAGCAGCUGCUGCUGGAGGGAAGCCCUGGCCCAGUGUGGAAAGAAGCUGCUGAGAACACAGAUAUUGAUUCUAUUUUUGCAGCAAUAGGUGUCUGACCCUGGACUUGAAGGAGGAAACGUGUCAAGUCAUUUUAGUUUCUUGUUUUGUUUUGCAAGUAAACCCCUCUGAACCCUAAUGGUGUUUCAGUAACUCACAUCCUGAGUUCUGUUAAGAAAGUAACAACCAUUUUAUUAUGUUUUUGUAAACCAGAUUUUUUUUUAAUGGCUGAUUUUUGUAUUUUUAUGGGUGUUAUAAAUAACAGAGUAGUCUUGUCCAGGAA
Oenanthe melanoleuca is the source of this 1882-nucleotide messenger RNA. It is a transcript of the gene RMP64, whose product is annotated as nucleolus and neural progenitor protein. The transcript has 9 exons. Gene Ontology annotation, biological process: positive regulation of Notch signaling pathway. The record is from RefSeq and is a predicted model, not a curated record. Gene Ontology annotation, cellular component: nucleus. Lineage: Eukaryota; Metazoa; Chordata; Aves; Passeriformes; Muscicapidae. The coding region runs from base 33 to 1658 and encodes 541 amino acids.